Rhincodon typus (whale shark) is the source of this 1241-nucleotide messenger RNA. Its product is annotated as vacuolar protein sorting-associated protein 45-like. Gene Ontology annotation, biological process: intracellular protein transport; vesicle-mediated transport. The record is from RefSeq and is a predicted model, not a curated record. The transcript has 8 exons. The coding region runs from base 1 to 1098 and encodes 365 amino acids. Lineage: Eukaryota; Metazoa; Chordata; Chondrichthyes; Orectolobiformes; Rhincodontidae. Gene Ontology annotation, cellular component: Golgi membrane.
AUGCCACGUCAAUACCGGCGGGUACCGGGAGAAUUCAGUGCCAAAAGUUAUGCGGAGUGCUGUCUUGUUUUGCAGUGGACGUACCAGGCCAUGGUUCAUGAGCUCCUGGGAAUCAACAACAAUCGAAUUGAUCUUUCCCGUGUGCCUGGAAUCAGCAGGGACCUGAAGGAAGUGGUGCUCUCUGCUGAGAAUGAUGAAUUCUAUGCAAAUAACAUGUACCUCAACUUCGGUGAAAUCGGCACCAACAUCAGGAACCUGAUGGAGGAUUUUCAGAAAAAGAAACCAAAGGGCCAACAGAAACUGGAGUCCAUUGCAGACAUGAAGGCCUUUGUGGAGAACUACCCACAGUUUAAGAAGAUGUCAGGGACUGUGUCCAAACAUGUCACAGUGGUUGGAGAGUUAUCGCGAUUGGUCAGUGAGCAUCACUUGAUGGAGGUGUCUGAGGUGGAGCAGGAGUUGGCCUGUCAGAAUGACCACUCCAGUGCCUUGCAGAAUGUGAGGAAACUGCUGCAGGAUCCCAAAGUGACGGACCUGGAUGCAGUGAGGCUGGUGAUGCUGUAUGCUCUGCGGUAUGAACGCCACAGCAACAGUAACCUAGCCUCACUGAAGGAGGCACUGACCCGUAGGGGAGUAUCAGACAAGUACAAGCGGUUGGUGUCGGUCAUUGUGGAAUAUGGUGGAAAACGAUUCCGGGGAAGUGACCUCGUGACUCCAAAGGAUGCUGUUGCCAUCACGAAGCAAUUCUUUAAAGGAUUGAAGGGUAUUGAAAAUGUAUACACACAACACCAGCCACUGCUUCAGGACACCUUGGACCAGCUUAUUAAAGGGAAGCUGAAGGACAGUCAAUACCCGUAUCUUGGACCAAGUACACUGCGAGACCGUCCGCAAGAUGUCAUUGUGUUUAUCAUCGGAGGAGCGACAUAUGAGGAGGCACAGACUGUCUACAAUCUGAACCGUACCAAUCCAGGAGUGAGGAUUGUGCUGGGUGGAACGACCAUUCACAACACCAAGAGUUUUCUCGAAGAAGUUGCAGCUUCAGGAAUCCAGAGCCGAGUAUCGGAGAGACCACGUGGAGUGAGCCGAUCAUCAAGACGAUGAAGUCCUGGGAUAUCCUUGGUUCUACCUUUCCUAACCAUCAUAUUUCUAAAUGAUCUGGACUAUGAUUUGGGCUAGUGUGACUGUUCCUGCUGUUGUGAAUGCUUUGUUUCUCCUUGUUUCAUUAAAUACAAAUUUAAAUUCAA